Messenger RNA from Spinacia oleracea (spinach), 2113 nucleotides. RefSeq names its product glycerol-3-phosphate acyltransferase 1. NCBI's taxonomy places the organism in Eukaryota, Viridiplantae, Streptophyta, Magnoliopsida, Caryophyllales, Amaranthaceae. Gene Ontology annotation, biological process: cutin biosynthetic process. Gene Ontology annotation, molecular function: phosphatase activity; glycerol-3-phosphate 2-O-acyltransferase activity. The coding region runs from base 100 to 1755 and encodes 551 amino acids. Gene Ontology annotation, cellular component: membrane. The record is from RefSeq and is a predicted model, not a curated record. The transcript has 2 exons.
CUCCUCCUCUUCACUGUUCCCUUCUCCCUUCCUCUACACUUUUCUCUCUCCAAUUCCGAAAAACGCCAAAAAAACUUUUAGAAAAACACAAUCUUAAAAAUGUUGUUCCCAGCAGUCCUUUCUAGGGUUGUUGAAUGGCUUGUUUAUCAACUCUUUGGCAACUCUUGCUUCCGAGCCGCAAGAAAAAUGAGAAACUACGGUUUCCAUCUUUUGAAAAACCCUUCUUUUAAAUCAACAACUCAACAACACUUCCAACAACCACAACAACAACAACAACAAAAUCCUCCAAGUUUGUCUAAACACUUAGAUUUAAUUAUGGGCCGACAUUUUAAUACCAUGGUUUGUGAUUUUAAUGCUACAUUAUUAAGAUCACAAUCUUUCUUCCCUUUUUUCAUGUUGGUUGCUUUUGAAGGUGGUAGUUUAAUAAGGGCAUUUCUUUUGCUCUUUUCGUACCCUUUUAUUUGGAUUUUAGACUAUGAUUCUCAACUCCGCGUUAUGAUUUUCAUUACGUUUUGUGGCCUUAAAUUAAAAAAUAUGGCUUGUGUUGAAAGGACGGUUUUACCCAAAUUUUACCUCGAGGAGGUUAACUUUCACGUGUAUCAAGCCAUAAGUAGCUCGAAUUCAAGGGCUGUUUUUACGAGUGUGCCAAGGGUAAUGGUGGAAGGGUUUCUUAAGGAAUAUUUGAAGGUUGAUCAAGUUUUUGGCACUGAGUUGCAUACAAUAGGAAAUUACUAUUCUGGCCUUUUAUCUUCUGGUUUGCUUGUUAAGCAUAGGUCACUUAAGGAAUGUUUUACAGAUCAAAUACCAGAUUUAUGCAUUGGAAAUUCAACCUUCCCUGAUCAGUUCUUCAUGUCCUUUUGCAAGGAGGCAUAUGUUGUGGACCUGCAAGAAGAUGACAAUAAACCCUGCAACAACGAGGCAAUACCAAAAAUAAUGCCAAGGGAAAAAUAUCCAAAACCCUUAAUAUUCCAUGAUGGAAGAUUAGCCUUCCUUCCUACACCAUCAGCUACCCUAUGCAUGUUCAUGUGGCUUCCCUUAGGCAUACUUCUUGCCAUUUUCCGGCUUCUCGUGGGCGUUUACUUGCCGUUCAAGUUAUCUAAUUUGCUAGGUCAAAUGAGCGGCAUUCGACUAAGGAUCAAGGGAAAGUCCCUUAAUCUAAACCCUAGUAGCGGUCACAAAGGAGUCCUAUACGUCUGCACGCAUAGGACUCUUUUGGACCCCGUAAUGCUAGGCGUAUGUCUUAAGAAACCCUUAACUGCGGUUACUUAUAGCCUAAGUAAAACCUCAGAGAUCAUUGCACCUAUAAAAACAGUCAGGCUAACACGUGACAGAAAAGUUGAUGGUGAAACAAUGGAAAGACUAUUAAAGGAAGGAGACCUUGUUGUAUGCCCAGAAGGGACUACAUGUAGGGAGCCAUACUUGUUAAGGUUUAGCUCAUUGUUUGCUGAAUUAGCUGAUGAUAUUGUGCCAGUUGCAUUAGACACAAAGGUGACCAUGUUUUAUGGGACAACUGCAAGUGGGCUCAAAUGUUUAGACCCAAUAUUCUUUUUAAUGAACCCAACCCCUAUUUAUUACCUUCAUGUGUUAGGGAAGGUGCCUCGAGAAAUGACCUGUGCUGCUGGUCGAUCAUGUUUUGAAGUGGCUAACCAUUUGCAAACACAACUGGCUAAUGCCUUGGGUUUUGAGUGUACUACACUUACUCGGAAGGACAAGUACUUAAUGUUGGCAGGGAACGAAGGACGGGUCGGUCCGUGAUAUAUAUCUCUUCAUACACGAAAUAUAUAUUUCUGGAGUUGAAACGGCUACCCAUCAGUCCAUCACUUUAAUAGAUCUUGUAGGCGGAUGAUGACACAUAUCUUCAUUAUAAUUAACCUAGCUAAUAAGUUUAUUAUUUUUUUGUUUUCUUUUUUUGGAUGUUCAUCCAAUUUAGGAUGAGUUGUAGGAUAUAGAAAUUUAGCAAUAUUAGUUAUAUAUAAAUAGUAGUAGGAGAUUAUUUAUGGAUCUUUUAAUUUAGUUUUCUUAUGCAUGUUACCCCAACCCUUUUUUGGCUAUAUUACAAUGUAACAGACGAAUAUGCAUAAAUAUUGUAGUAGGUCAGUUUUUAUUAUUUGGA